Molecule: messenger RNA, 975 nt
Organism: Peromyscus californicus insignis
Lineage: Eukaryota; Metazoa; Chordata; Mammalia; Rodentia; Cricetidae
Product: olfactory receptor 6Y1-like
Biological process (GO): G protein-coupled receptor signaling pathway
Cellular component (GO): membrane
Molecular function (GO): olfactory receptor activity; G protein-coupled receptor activity
Source: RefSeq, a predicted model, not a curated record
AUGAUCAUCAAGGUUCUGGAAGUAGACAAUCGUACUGCGACAACACAUUUUAUUCUGCUUGGAUUUCUAACACGACCUGCCUUCCAGUUUCUGCUCUUCUCUGUCUUCCUGGUGACCUAUCUGCUGACACUGGUAGAGAACCUUCUCAUCAUCCUGGCCAUCCGCAGUGAUGGGCAACUGCACAAGCCCAUGUACUUCUUUCUAAGUCACCUCUCUUUCCUGGAGAUGUGGUAUGUCACUGUCAUCAGUCCCAAGAUGCUGGUAAACUUCCUCAGCAAGGAUAAGAGCAUCUCCUUCAAUGGCUGCAUGACACAACUUUACUUCUUUGUAACCUUUGUCUGCACUGAGUACAUACUCCUUGCUGUCAUGGCCUUUGAUCGCUAUGUAGCCAUUUGCAAUCCACUACGCUACCCUGUCAUUAUGACCAGCCAGCUUUGUGGACUACUGGCUGGGGGGUGCUGGUUCUGUGGGCUCAUGACAGCCAUGAUUAAGAUGGUCUUCAUAGCUCGGUUGCGCUACUGUGGCACACCACAUAUCAAUCACUACUUCUGUGAUAUCUCUCCACUCCAUGUCUCCUGUGAGGACUCCUCCCAGGCUGAACUGGUAGACUUCUUCUUAGCCCUCAUGGUCAUUGCUGUGCCUCUUGGUGUGGUAGUGACAUCUUAUGUCACCAUCCUCAUCGCCAUUCUCAAGAUCCCAUCAGCUCAGGGGCGUCAAAAGGCUUUCUCCACCUGUGCCUCUCACCUGACAGUUGUAACGCUUUUUUACUCCACAACCCUUUUUACGUAUGCCCGUCCUAAGCUCAUGUAUGCCUACAACUCAAACAAAGUGGUGUCUGUCCUCUACACUGUCAUCGUUCCCCUUCUCAAUCCCAUCAUCUACUGUUUGAGGAACCGUGAUGUAAAAAUGGCCCUAAAAAAGACGAUACUUUGCAAUAGAAGUGGACCUGGGGGAGAUGGGGAUUUCAGUAGUUAA